Aplosporella prunicola CBS 121167 is the source of this 5873-nucleotide messenger RNA. RefSeq lists its product as uncharacterized. NCBI's taxonomy places the organism in Eukaryota, Fungi, Ascomycota, Dothideomycetes, Botryosphaeriales, Aplosporellaceae. The transcript is spliced from 2 exons. The coding region runs from base 1 to 5829 and encodes 1942 amino acids. Gene Ontology annotation, biological process: regulatory ncRNA-mediated heterochromatin formation. Gene Ontology annotation, cellular component: nuclear RNA-directed RNA polymerase complex; nucleus. Gene Ontology annotation, molecular function: zinc ion binding; helicase activity. The record is from RefSeq and is a predicted model, not a curated record.
AUGCCUCCCAAAAAGGCUUGCCGCUUCUUCGCCACGCCAGCAGGCUGUCACUACGGGAAGAGGUGCAAAUUCGCACACAGUAAUAGAGCGGAGGUCCAUAACAACAGCACGCCUCAAGGUAGAUCCAAUCUUCAAGGUCCUAGGCGUGAAUCCGCGCCUCGUGUCGGCUCAACCUCCGAAGCCGAGCUCCGUACUUGGAGGUUCCAGAUCCCUAAAGAUGGCGAAUACGCUCUUCCUCUCGGUCCGGAACUCUCGCGAUUCUUCCAAAAGGCUGCUGAGCUUGUCGCAAGCGAGCCGGAGACCCGUCAAGCCGUGGUCUCGCGGCUGGCAUCGGCUGGCGGCUUAGUGCGCAUCAGAGAGCUCAUCGACAGAGACAUGGAGGUCGAUCCUAUGCCGCGGAAGACAAGAAAGUUCAAGAGCCAGUACAUUCCUUUUUUCCAAACGAUUUCCCAUCCCGAUGUCCUAGCAUCUAUAGUGUUAGAGCAGUCGGUCGGCAGCAUCUACAACUUCCUCUACGGUGUAGCUGGUCAAAGGUUCAUCAAGCUAGCUUCUUUCACCGAAGAAAUGCUUACAGCUCUUGUCGGUACUAUUGAAACAAAUGACUCGCAACCGCUCCCGGAUAUUUUCGACGUUGUCCUUCUGGUGUUUUCCAAAGUUGUCGAAUUGAACGGUGGCGCUAAGAUCCACCUGGAGAUUCCGCCAAUAAUCGACGCUCUUCGCGCUACGCUUGAACAAGCUGUCGCGUCUUAUGAUGAGACGUCUUUACAGCAAGCACAGUAUCACCUAUCCAAAAUCCAGCGGCGUCUUGGAAUCGGCAGCGCUAUUCCUGCACUUGAAUCGAAACCCGAAGCAUCAACUACCAAAGCCUCGUUCACCCUCUCUCGCGACCUUCCCGGCUCCCUCUCACGCCUAGGUCGUCGACACGACAAUGACUAUGAAGACAUUCAAGAUAUUAGAAUUUUGCCAACACUACAGGAGAUCAUGUCGCAAAGAAUUGAGUACCUGCCGACUAAAGACUCAUCAGACUGGCACCAACCUGGCGUUCAAGGCCUAUUGGAUAGGAACUUCCGACUUCUCCGUGAGGACACCAUUGGGCAGCUGCGCGACGCCAUACAUACCGAGUUUAUGAGGAUGCAACAGCAAAACAAUCACAUAAAAACUCGGACAACCAAACAACAGGGUCUUAGGACUUACACGUAUAGAGACGUGAAUGUCGUCAAUCUCUCGGUGGACAGGCGAGACGGCCUUCAGUGCGAACUUGGCUUCGGGCAGCUGCAGCAACUCCGAGGGGCGACUGCUCGUGCAAGGCAGGAGUGGUGGACAAACUCUCGCCGCCUCCAACCAGAUGCUCUCAUCUGCCUCCUCCAUCAAGACGGUCUUUCCUUGUUUUGCUCAGUCUGCGAUACAACCGAAAGGCUAAAGAAGAAUGAGGAAAAACCCGACAAUUCCAGUGCAACGCGCAAAGAGCCAACCAACCUCUAUUCACAUCCUGACGCUGCCUAUCUUACGGUACGACUUGUUGAGCACAGCGAUGAGUCGAUCCGUGCUCUUCUUCGGAGAUGUCCCGGCCGGGAUUCAAUGCUACUAAUCGAAUUCCCGGGCGUGCUACUUCCUGCCUUCGAGCCGACUCUUCAAGCUCUAAAGCAAAUGUCGAAGACGGAGGAUAUCCCGUUUUCCGAGUUUCUUGCGCCAACGAAUGGAACUCCGGGUGGGAUUACACCCGUACUCCCUCCGGUGUAUUCCAGAAAGCCAUAUUUCCGAUGUAAUUUGAAAGCGAUCACGAAAGACAACAGAAAUCUCUACCUAUCGACCGAUGGCACCAGACUUGAUGCUCAAGUUCUUCAAGAGAACUCGUCAUUGGAUGAAGCACAGUGCCGCGCCGUCAUUGACUCCCUCACAAGGAGCUUGGCGCUCAUUCAAGGUCCACCGGGCACGGGAAAAAGCUAUACUGGUAUCGCCCUUAUCAAGAUCUUACUCGACAACAGAAAGGCUUCUGACAUUGGACCCAUCUUGUGUGUCUGUUACACCAAUCAUGCUCUUGAUCAGCUGCUUGAACACCUUGUCGACAGUGGUGUUGAACAGAUUAUCCGCGUAGGCUCCCGAUCCAAAUCUGAAGCUCUCCAGGCACUCAACCUCCGUGUUAUCGCCAGGAAAAUGGAGAGCACGAAAACGGAAAAGCAUUUGGCCUGGGAAUACCGCACCGCAUUGGAAAAAGAUGAGCAGGAAAUUCAAGGACUUACCGCCGAAUAUCUCAAAGCAGAGUCUUGGAAAUCAGUCAGAGAAUACCUCAAGACUCAUUAUCCUCGUCAUCACAACCAACUUUUCGGUGUUGAAGAUUAUAUGGAAGCUGACGGUUAUCAAACCGUGAAACACCAUCCUGAAACUACCAUUCACAAAUGGCUCCACCAACCAUUCAGCAAUCGGGGCCAGCAGCCGAGGGCACUUGAGGUUUUGCAGGAGAGCCCCGUACACGGAAUGACAUCCCCAGAACGUGAGAUGCUGUAUCGUUCUUGGACGAGACAGAUCCGGGGCAAGCUUAGCAGGAACAUUGUUACUGCUUUGUCUGAGUACGAGUCGAACAAGAAUUCGUAUGCGCGGAACAGGAUGGAAAUGGACCUCCGCUGUCUGCAGCAAGCUCAAGUCAUCGGGAUCACAACGAGUGGGCUUGCGAGAAAUCUCGAGCUUCUCCGGCGUGUCCGAACGAAAGUAAUGCUCUGUGAAGAAGCUGGAGAAGUACUUGAAGCCCAUACGCUUACUGCAUUGCUGCCAUCAGUUGAGCAUGCGAUCCUCAUCGGAGAUCACCUUCAGCUUCGUCCACAAAUCCAGCGAUAUGAUCUCGGGAGGGAACAUCCAUCAGGAGAGCAGUUCUCUCUGGACGUAUCUCUUUUCGAGCGAUUAGUGCAACCUAACGAUACAGAGGCGAUCAAGCUGCCGUUCACCACGCUCGAGACGCAACGGCGGAUGCAUCCCUCCAUCUCGCAACUGAUCCGCGACACACUCUACCCUGCGCUAAAUGAUGCUCCUUCAACGAGUUCAUACCCACACGUUCCCGGAAUGAAGGAAAGGUUGUUUUGGUUCGACCACACAGAGCCUGAGGCAAAUGCGGACGAAGAUCAAGCCGCGAUUGCGACUAGUCAUACAAAUGAUUUCGAGAUAGAGAUGACUACGGCGCUAGUUUCUCACUUGAUGAGGCAAGGCGUUUAUCGAGCGAAUGACAUUGCUGUCAUCACUCCUUACUUGGGACAACUACAAAAGCUACGAAAGAGAUUGGGAAGAAUGUGCGAACUUGUCCUCAACGAUCGCGACUUGGAUGAACUCGAGCAGGCGGGCUUAGUGCCGGAAGAAUCAUCUCAGGUCAGUAAGGCGUCGGCCUUGACGGCACUGAAAGUAGCGACCAUCGACAACUUCCAAGGCGAGGAGGCAAAAGUCGUUAUCAUCUCGCUUGUCAGGUCCAACAAGCGAAACAAAUGUGGCUUUCUCAAGACUUCCAACAGAAUCAACGUUUUGCUCUCCCGAGCCCAGCAUGGAAUGUACGUCAUUGGGAAUUCACAAACUGCCGGCGGAGUCCAGAUGUGGGCUGAUGUACUCGACAUUCUCCGGGAAGGAAGCCAAAUUGGAAACCAACUCGAACUCUGCUGCCCGCGUCACCGCGAUAAGCCCAUUAUCGUAUGCUCGCCCGAUGAUUUUCCCUUACUGUCUCCCGAAGGCGGUUGCAAUCAGGCUUGUGACAAGAGACUACGUUGUGGUCAUGCUUGCAUCAACAAAUGUCAUUCCGACAUGCUACACGACGCGGUGGAGUGUCUGGAGCCCUGCCCAAGGCCGAUAAAGGGAUGCGAUCACUCAUGUCCUCGUACCUGUGGACGGUCUUGUCCCGAGAAAUGUACAGUCAACGUCCACGACUCAACCAGGACAUUGGCUUGUGGCCACUUGAAGCCCGAUCUUCCAUGCUGGCAAGCUCAGAAUCUCUCUUCAGUUACCUGCCAGGUCAUAGUCACCCGAGACAUACCGGGCUGCGGACACAAGUUACGGCUUCCUUGCUACAUCAACUACACUACUGACGAAUUCAAAUGCUCCGCAUCUUGCGGCGCAGUCCUGCCGUGUGGACACACAUGUAAGCACUCCUGCAGUUCUUGCAAAACUAGAGUCAACGGGGCAAUAGACACGGAAAACCAUGGAAUUUGCAAACAGGUGUGUGGCAGAAACUACACCACUUGCCGUCAUAGCUGCAGAACACCUUGCCACGGCGACAAGCCUUGUCCACUCUGCGAUGCACCUUGCGAGGUUCAAUGCAGUCAUUCGAGAUGCAGCAAGAAAUGUCGCGAGCCAUGCGACCCAUGCGCUGAAGCUGUUUGUUCUUCGAACUGUCCUCAUAGCAAAUGCAGCCUUCCAUGUGCGGCACCUUGCGACUGGCUGCCUUGUUCGAGGAGAUGCGAAAAGAUUCUAAGCUGUGGACAUCGAUGCCCUUCCCUUUGCGGAGAAAAGUGCCCGGGCGCAGAAUACUGCCAGAACUGCGCCACCGAAGACAUCAAGGACCAACAAGUCGACUACAUCAUGAUGUUAAAAUACAGAGAGAUAGACCUGGACGAAGACCCCUGCAUCUUCCCGAGUUGCGGACACAUCAUGACUGUAGCCAACAUGGAUGGUCACAUGGACAUGAACGCGCAUUACCACACAUCUCCCGACGGAACACUUUCUGGAGUCAAGCCUGUCGAGCAUUUUUCGAAGAACGAGGCGAUCAAAGUGUGUCCGACAUGCCGAGGCCCUCUUCGAAACGUUGCUAGAUAUGGACGCAUCGUCCGGCGGGCACUCCUCGAUGAGUCCAUGAAGAAGUUCAUCGUCUGGUCCAACGACGAAUACCUUGCACUUUACCAACGCUUCCAGGAUGCUCAUGAGUACUUGGUCAAUACCGCCGAAAAUGUGAGCCCUGCACCAAGUGCCCCUGUCAAAUUAUCCAUCUCCGGCAGUGCAGCCCACCAGUGCAUUUUGAUCAGACAGACUGCCGGUGAGAUGCUACUAUCGGGUCGGUACCAGAACAUCCUGAGUCUGCGAAAUCAGAUCCAGAGGUAUGUCUACAAGGUCCGGAAAGAGGAGCAGCCCUUCAAGAAAGUUUGGGACUUGUGCGAAGACGCACGUCGGCGACGGAACGCAACGGGAUCCUUUCACUUCGACAACGAGGUUCUCCAGACGAGGGCAUACUUGAUGGCAUCGGCCCUCCUCAUCCGUUGCGACAUCGGUAUAUUGACUGAUGUCGUCGCCGUUUGGAAGGACAAGGUCCCUCGCGAACUACGCGCAGAUGCGGAGCUCGACUUCUCAAAGAACCACAAAGUUUGUACGGGGUUACUGAACGAAGCAGAGAAGAUGCAGAAUCCCCUUCAGGUUGUCGAAGCCCACGUCUUCAUCGCGCAAUAUAAUGCCAUUGAGCGAUUGAGCGCGCCCGCCGAAACCGCAGAGACGUUGCGCCAACAAGGUAUGGAGCACAUCUCAACAGCCAAGCGUCUCUGCGAGCAGCAUCCUGGCUCAACCAAGGGCAUGGCCAACGAGACCACGACAGUGGAGAAAAUGCUCAAGGAAUCGACGUUCUUCAGCGUGGUGACCUCGGAGGAGCGUAGAGCUGUGCUUGCGGCCAUGGCUACCGAGUUCCGCGGCACCGGACAUUGGUACUACUGUCAGAACGGACAUCCCUUCACCGUGGGCGAGUGCGGCAUGCCGAUGGAGCAGACGCGUUGCCCGCAGUGUGGUGCGCUUGCGGGUGGAAACCACCAUCAACCAGCUGAGGGUGUUCGUCACGCAACUGAUUUGGAGGAAGAGCUGCGGAACUUGCGGAUGUAGGGGUUCGUAGCAGGGUUCGUUUCCGAGGGGUAGUGGCUGCGGUU